Messenger RNA from Clupea harengus (Atlantic herring), 4441 nucleotides. RefSeq names its product shootin 3 (gene shtn3). Gene Ontology annotation, cellular component: cell leading edge; cytoplasm; axonal growth cone. The record is from RefSeq and is a predicted model, not a curated record. Lineage: Eukaryota; Metazoa; Chordata; Actinopteri; Clupeiformes; Clupeidae. Gene Ontology annotation, biological process: neuron projection morphogenesis; positive regulation of neuron migration.
AAGGUCUUCUAGGACAGGGACAUUUAAGACGCGGUCUGGGAGGCUUGCCAUAAGUCUCCUCUGCCUAUACAUUUGAAAGCAGCCCUGUUCUAUCAGCCCAGUCAGAUCCAGCCCAUCAGCACGUCCAUUCUGGCCUCUGACAUAUCAUCCUGUUGCCGUCGUCCCUGACUGAGCUUAUUUGAGCUUCUCAUUGGUUACUCACUUGUUCAGAAACUGAAAAAAAGGAAUGUUCGAGCUGUGCGGCCCAGGUUGUUCAAUGAGGGUCUUGUCUUACAGAUGCAUGUGUACUUCCAGAAGUGCUUUUUCACGUUUAAAACAAACUUACAUAUUGUAGCUGUUGUUUUAGAUGUACAUUUGGCCCUUCUCUGUGUGAUUUAAACUAUAUAUGUCCGUUAUAGAUGUGUCUACUUAUGUAUACUCUGCGAUGGUCUGAAGGGGCAGAUGAAGGAUGACUUAAUCCUCCAAAUCUGCGAAAAUGGGUGGAGCUUGCGCAUUCAUCAGGGUUUUGGCCACAGCACAGAAUUGGGACGAAACUCAGCCGGUAGCCGACCACUAGAGGUUGCGUGUGCAGGAGACUAGGAAUAGGCAGUAGGGAGGAGGGGCGGGCCGCUCCGUCUGAUUAGGGUUUGCGCUGUCAACCCAGGGUCUUGGAUGCAAGACGUAUGUGCACCGGCCGGUUGCUUCAUUUGACACAGAAAUAGGAAGAAUGAAGAAAUAAUUGGUAAUUUAAAAAUCAGCAAGCGUUAAUAUUUAUUGCUAAAGAAAAUACGCAGGCUACCAUCAUCAUCAUCACAUGCUCCGUUUUUAUAACGGGCCGUAGCUAUUGUGCGUUUGGUUGAGUGAUGCUUCCUUGUUCAUCUUCGUCUGUGGUAGAGAUGGAGGGUUGUGCAGACGGCGAGGUGGACGCUCACAGAGUGAAAAAGGAGUGCUCACGACUGACAGAGGAAAGAGAUGAGGCCGAGAGACAGUUGAAGCACAUCAAGCGAGUUUCCCAGAUGGUGAUCGAGGAGGUGAGCGGUUUGCAGACGCAGCUGGACAUAGAAAAAUCCUGCAGGGAGAAUGCAGAAGCGCUCGCUACAAAGUUGAACAGCGAGAACAGGAAACUGAAGUACCUGAGUCUGUCGUCCCGGCCGUGUCUGGACGAGCUGCUGCCCAGUAUCUCUGACUGCAUCUCCCUGGAGGAGGAAUCUGACCCUCAGGACCCAAGCCCUGACCCCUACAGCCAGUACCAACAGCAGGUCAAAGAUCUUCAGGUGACGGUGAACAGUUUUCUGGAGGAGAAGAAACAGCUGGCCUGUCAGAUCCAGGAGCAUCAGAAGCACAUCGAGGACCUCACAACACAGACCGAAAAGGAUCAAGCCGAGAUGAAGGAACUAUACAAAACAAUUGAACAGCAAAGCAAGACCAUUAAGAGGUUUAACAGAGUGUCAAUGAUGGCAGCCCAUGAAUAUGAGGGUCUGAAGGAGCAGCUGGACCUGGAGGAGAACCUGAGGCAGAAGGCUGAGACCUAUGCCCAUGAGAUGCUGGUGAAGCAGAAGGAGGCGAACCGCCAGAGCAUGAUCCUGCUGCAGCAGGCCGACCCCAGCCUUCAGCUCCUCAAGGCCCUGGAGGACGUGGCCAACCUCACCAAGACCCUGGAGCAGGAGAGGCUACAGCACCAGCAGAAGGUGAAGGCUCUGGAGGCCGAGCUGGAGGACUGUGCCCUCAACAAGCAAAUAGCCCAGAUGCAGAAGCAGCUGGAUCUGUUGGAGGAGGAGAAGAAGGAGACGGAGGUCCGACUACAAGAAGAGGAGAAGAAGAAAAGAAGUCUAGAAAGCCAAGUGAGAGAGCUGCUGGAGGCUCAGAAAGGCCCGGAUCCAGACGAAGCAGCAGCAGCAGCAGCAGCAGCAGCAGCAGCAGCAUCAUCAGCCCCGUCUCCUGGGACAGCCCCUCCCCCCGCCCCGCCUCCCCAGCCCCCUCCGCCCCCUCCUCCCCCACCUCCUCCUCCCCCUCCUCCUCCCCCCUCUCGCUGCAACCCCCUCAGCUCUCUCAUUGCCAUCAUGCGGAAGUCGUCCAAGACUGGGAAGGGCUCCCUUAAGACAGAGGCAGCGCCCGAAAGCGAAGGUGCGAAUGAUGUCAAAAAUAAGGCAGUGAAUGAGAUGAUGGAAAGGAUCAAACAUGGAGUGGUUCUCAGGCCGGUGAAAGGACCGGACACAAAGAGAUUUGGAGCGAAGCCACCACCUGCAGUGGAGCCACAAAAACCACAAAAACCACAAGAGAGCGCAAUGGAGGAACUGAAAGGAAUACUGGACACGGUGAAGAAGAGCCCCAGUCGAGGGUUUCAGGAGACACUGCAGGCUAAGAAGGACAGCGAGCUGGAAGUGAUUCUGAGGAGGAGGCGCAAACAAGCCUGUGACCCUGGCUCAGGAGAUGAAAGAGAUGGACUGGCUAAAGUGUCCUCGUCCGACUGCAUGAAUGGAGGCCACAGCUCCGACGGCGCGGGCCGAGAGCCAGUGGCAGCAGGCAGCAGCCCUCAGCUGAGCGCGGAGCCGGCCGAGUCGGCGGUGGGCCCGGAGCACGGCUGUGGCCCGCCUGUGGCCCGGCGCUGCUCUGACACCGGCACCGAUCCCAAGGGAGCCAGGCAGGCGGGGGCCGUCCGCAGGUCCAUGUCUGAGAAGGGGCCGCACGACACUCCGGGCUACAGCGCCCGCUGUGGACGCACUGACAGAAGCGACAAGCAGACAGAGAGUGUGCAGUCCAACGGAAUCAGCCACGCCGUCUCGGGAGAGGAGGCGCACGGCGCCCCGGCCUCCCCCACACCUGACAGCCCCAGUGCAGCCAACGGGAGUCCCACCACCACCACCUCCACCGCAGGCUCCACCGCCACCGCAGGCUCCACCACCGCCGCAGGCUCCACCACUGAGUGCUAGGGGCAGCAGGCAGGACCAGGGCCAUGCUGCACAGAGUGCACAGUCUCCCCUUUGACUUUGUAUUCUCUGGUUUGUUUUGAGUUUCUGAAACACAAAUUUGAAAAGCUUUAGUUAUUUAAAUGUCAAUUUUAUGCACAGACUGACUGCUGGUGUGAGUCUUCUAAAGGGAUACACUUCAAUGAGAAUCAGAACGGUAGCCACCAAUUAACCAACUGGAAUGAGGAAGUGAGAGAGUCUUUGGCUAUGGCUUUGUUAAGCAGCUGAUUUUUGUAAAUCAACGUGGAUGGAGUAAUGUGAUUAUUAUAUAUGCUGAACCUAAUUAUGCAUUUAAUCUAUUUUUCAAUCGAAAUGUAGACCGCCUCUGAAAUACUUUGGUUUCCAGAAGAAUGAAAAUGGUCCAGAUAAGGUUGUGGUCUUUUGCCACUUUUUCUGCAGCACAAUUGAGGGUCAAUGUGUUUGUCCCAAAAACACCUGGUGUGGUUUUCCCCUCUAAGGCUCUGUAGUGAGAUCACAGCAGAGCAGAGCAGAGCAGAGCAGAGCAGAGCAGAGUCCUUCAGUAGAGAGCGAUGUUUACAGAACAGUAAUUAGACCGAUUGUCAUUCAGGAACUAUAUCUCAUAUGAAGGCACUUAUUUUGCUAUUUUGGAUUUGAGCCAGAAUUUAGUGGGUUUCCAUUGUGGCGUCCAACUCUCUGGUGAUGCAUGUGAAAGCUCUGAAUUGUAAAGACAGCCUUGAAGCAGAAAGGUGCUGACAUCCUCAGUCUACCUCCUAUACAACACUUUUGCCUCUUAAUAUUAUCUGAAAUUGUUUGGAGUGUAAAUGUUGAGCAGCUUCAAGGACAGGUGAUCCAGCUUGUAAUGUCUUCCACCUCUGUUCGCCAAAGACACUUUGCACUGAGGAUGCUUCGCACAUGGAGAGCGUUGACUCCCAAGACAGGAGCAGUGAAUCCUGGCACGCUAAUCCCUUGGCUAUUCUAUCCAAAUAAUCCUGCAAUACCCUCUGCAAUAGCAUAGAGUAGUGUAACUGUGCAGAGCCUUACCACCCUCAUGCAUCCUUCACGGUCAUGAUAAGAAAUGUUCAAGUGGUUUUAAGAAAUACCGUUAAGCAACAAAUGAUGACGUCACUCGUCACUUACUUUGCAAUUCCUCCCCUCCAGUGAACCAAUCAGCUGUUUCAGUCCAGAAACCAACAGACUCCACCACGGGUAACUCCUACCUGUUCUUGCUCAUUGUAGACUACUUAAGGAAGAAAAUCUGUACAUGCACCUGUAAACCCUAGAUGAAUUCUAGACACUUCCGGAAUGUUCUCUGGCCUUACCAAACAUGCCGUUUUCUUCUUGCCAUGGCACUCAAUUUAGGUAUUUGCUUUUGUACAAGUAUUUAAACAUGAAAUGUGUCUGAUUUAUUAUUAUUUCUUUUUUUUUUUGCUGUGUGUUUGGCCUCCAAGAAGUUUGUGAACUCAUUUCAAAUUUCCAUCCAUUUUCUCAUUCACUGGCCCUUUUUGAUUAGAUUCCAAUAAAGUUAUUACUGUUAA